Molecule: messenger RNA, 1390 nt
Organism: Musa acuminata subsp. malaccensis (wild Malaysian banana)
Lineage: Eukaryota; Viridiplantae; Streptophyta; Magnoliopsida; Zingiberales; Musaceae
Product: isopentenyl-diphosphate Delta-isomerase I
Biological process (GO): isopentenyl diphosphate biosynthetic process; isoprenoid biosynthetic process
Cellular component (GO): cytoplasm
Molecular function (GO): isopentenyl-diphosphate delta-isomerase activity
Source: RefSeq, a predicted model, not a curated record
GAAAUCCCCGAGAGAGAGAGAGAGAGAAAGAGAGAGAGGGGGGCGGGGCUGGACAUGGAGUUUGCGACCGCACUCGUCACCUCUUCCAGCUUCUUUACUAAGCCAGACGCUUGCCUCCUUUCGAUCGCCGCGCGAACGCUCCGCUGCUACUCCUCGGCAAAACCUUCCGGUUUCCAGGCAUCCCCGAGACCAAUCCGCCACCGAUUACAGAGCCGGACGAGUCAUCGGCCUUCCGGUUUCCUCGGGGGCACGACGAGCCACGGGGAGGCAGAUUCCUGCAUGCUGCCUCGUGCGGCGGUGUACUCGGACAGAGAGAAAGCAAGCGCACGAACCCCGACGCACGUGUCGGCCCAUCUUACGCGACUACAUGCCGCCCUCUCGGUGGCGUCGCCAGCCAUUCGGAUCGCAUCCGCCUCCUCUGCUUCUCGCUUUCUCCUCUCCCCUCGUCCGAGAUCUGCUCCCGCCUCCAUGACGAUGGCCGCUGUCGCCGACGAAACCACCAUGGAUGCCGUCCAAAGGCGCCUUAUGUUCGAGGACGAAUGUAUCUUGGUGGAUGAGCAUGACAAUGUCAUUGGACAUGAAUCUAAAUACAACUGCCAUCUGAUGGAAAAGAUUGAAUCAGAGAACCUGCUUCAUAGAGCUUUUAGUGUUUUUCUUUUCAACUCAAAGUAUGAGUUGCUACUUCAGCAAAGGUCUGCAACAAAGGUGACAUUUCCGCUAGUGUGGACAAAUACCUGCUGCAGUCAUCCUCUUUAUCGUGAAUCUGAACUUAUUUCAGAGAACUACUUAGGGGCUAGAAAUGCUGCACAAAGGAAGUUAUCGGAUGAACUAGGAAUUCCUGCAGAAGACUUACCUGUCGAUCAGUUUAUUCCUCUUGGGCGCAUGCUCUACAAGGCACCAUCUGAUGGAAAAUGGGGGGAACACGAGCUUGAUUAUCUGCUGUUUAUCAUCCGUGACGUGAAACUUCUUCCAAACCCUGAUGAGGUUGCUGGCGUCAAGUAUGUGAAUCGAGACCAGCUGAAAGACCUAGUGAAGAAAGCAGAUGCAGGUGAGGAUGAUGUCAAGCUCUCUCCUUGGUUCAGAUUGGUUGUCAACAACUUUCUGAUGAAGUGGUGGGAUCAUGUUGAGAAAGGCACUCUUCUGGAGGCAGCUGACAUGAAAACCAUUCAUAAACUGGUUUAGGAGUUUAGCAGGUGCUUUCUAAUACCUAAACUUUAUCAUCAAGUUUCUGCACUUUUGUUUGGACGAUGCCAAAAUCCCACGAAACCGAGUAAAUUGUAAUAAAGGAGUUUGUUAGCCGUGCUGAAUUUGCCUCCUAAGGGUUGAUCUAAUUAAGAGGUUCGUUUAUAACAUUUAGCCAAUAGCAUUAUCAGAUUGUGUGUCUGUGUUA